Messenger RNA from Paramecium pentaurelia, 1974 nucleotides. The record is from the annotation of a GenBank genome assembly. Lineage: Eukaryota; Ciliophora; Oligohymenophorea; Peniculida; Parameciidae.
AAUGAAUACUCCAAAUUACGCAGAUAGACCAAGGGAAGAGAAAAAAGAGAUAUUAUUUGAAAAUUUAGAUGUAAAAAGUAUUGAAUGGAGACCAUAUAGAUGUUUUAUAAUAUUAUAUUUAUUUAACGCAACUAUUGCAUUGCCAGUUUUUACAAUAAAAUUGCUUUAUUUAUAUGUCGAAUAAAUUGUCAAGAACAUUAGAUUCUUUAGAGUAGUUCAAGUAAUUAUUGAAUAUAAUAUGUUUUAGUGUUUGAAGGCUAUAAUCUUCUUUAUUUGUGAUCUUGCUAUGACAUUAUCAAUUUUAAUGAUGUAUAUUCUAGUAGGAUUAAGAUAUAAAUAGACUAUAAAUUAUGAAGAUUGGGCAAUAUCUUGUUUAUUAUUUUUACAAUCUCAAAUUUUAAUGUCAUCAUAUGUUUUAACAAUAUCAAUUGAUAGAAAAGAAAUUGAUUUUGAUUUUCUAAUAUCAGCUGCAAAUAUGAGUAAGUUAGGUCUUGGAAGAUUGUAUUAAAAAUUAUUACACCAAAAUCUUUCACUUGAUAAAUAAGAAGAAUUGAAACAAGAAAAUUUAUAUAAUUAGAUUAGAAAUGCAAUGGAAACUGAGAAUAUUGAUAGUACUCUCUAUUAUAUUGCACUUGAAUCUGAUCCUGGUAUUUGUACAAUAGAUGAUAUUAUAUCAUUGAGUGAUCAUUCAAUAAUUGAACUUAUAGAGAGAGCACGUAAAAUAUUAUCGACAUAACAUGAUAUAUCUUUUGAUAGGAAAUAAUUUGAAUAACCAAUUAAUAAAUUGAAAAUCUUAAAAGAAUUAAGAGUUUUGGGUUUCAGAGGAUACAGACAUGCAAUAGAUAAUUUUCUAUGGCCUCAUUAUGAUUAUAUAAAAGUUAAAUAAGAAAAAGAGCCAGCAUCUAUUCUCUUAAUUUAUUUAAUUGUUUUAAUCGCAAAAGGAAGCUUUCCUCUUUAUCUAUUAUCAUCAACAAACAAUGCUUUAGAUAUUGAAUAUCUUUUCUUUGGAUGUUUUUUAGGAAUGUAUUUAAAUAUGAUCAUAUUGCUCAUUGAUUUAAUCAAAUGUAAUGAUAUUAAAGGAAAAAGAUAUAUACUUAAUGUAUUACAGACAAUGAUCAUUCCAAAUAAAGCUCAAGAUUAGAUUGAGGAUGAAAAUGAUAGUGGAAAAGAUGAAAUUCCAGAUGAUUUGCCUUAUAAUUCAGAUUUUAAAUUAGAUUUUAGUUGUAAUUUGAGUUUAGAAUCUUGGGAUAAUAUGAGAAGAUUAACUCUAUUAAUAGAUAAUGAGUGGAUGGAUUAUAAUGAAGCAUAAAUAGCUUUUGUAUUUCUUUACUUUGUAUACUUGUACAUGAAUUUAUCAUCUGUAUUUCUAGACUUUGAUUUAAUUCCCAUAUUGCAUUCUUUCUUUUAAGAUCCAAUUUUAGAAUGGAAUAUGAUUGUUGAUUUUACUUGUUUAGCUUUAUUAUUCUUAAAUAGAGUAUAUUAAGGUACUUUAUAUAAUUAAACCUUUGAAAAUAUUAUAGAAUCAAUCAAAAAAAUUGAAACUGUUUAUGAUGAUAAAAAAGCUUUAUUUGAUUUCUAUUUUAGCAGUAAUUUGAUGGAAAAUAUAUAAAAUGAAACAUACAGAAAAAUAACUUAAAAGAUAUAUUGUUCUGCUUGUGAUAAAGUUAUUUAUACACUUGCAUCUAAAGGAAUGUAAGAAUUACCACUUUUAGUAAUAUAUAUAAUAUAAUUAAUUAGGAAUUCUUAAUGCUUGCUAAAUCAUAAGCUAAAUAAAGAGUAUUUUAAUUAUGUGCUACAAUGAAGAAAGUGAAAGAUUAAAUCGAAUUUGAUAAUGAUAAUUACAGUCAUAAGAUGCUAGGAAUCUACAGAUCAAAUAUUUGGACUGUUAUUUCAACUUUUGGAUUUUUAGGAUAUAUUUUUUUCCGUGGAAAAAUUAAAGGAUAUCUUAAUAAGCAUAAAGCCAAAUAACUCUGA